UCCUUUUCCUCGUGCGCAUCAAAGAGGUUAACAUUCUAUCGAUUCAUCCAAACAGUCGUAUAUCGACUAUACGGUUUACACAGGCGGUGCCUCCAUUGAGACGAUCGAAUCGCAACUAGCAACACUCGCAGAACUCAACCAAACGCUCGGACAAGUCGAUCCCGUGUGCACUGAUUCAUACUUUCGAUACGCAUGUUCAUUCUAUUAUCCCAAAUGUGGUGCCAGCACUGCCCAACAACAAGAAGUAUGGAUGGGAUGCUCUUCGACAUGUAACGACACGCUGACUACUUGCAAAACCACCUUUACAUUGACGGGCCAAACCUCACUACUUCCUGAUUGUUCUGCCACUUCGCCCAUCACUAAUUCGACUUUACAGCCCGAUGAAAGUUGUAAUUACAUCUCAGCUCACGUUGAUAAAAGCAAGUCUGGCCUGAAUCUAAAAGCGGUACCUGAAGGCUUUGUUAUGGCCGAGUGCCCAGCACCUUUCUUGCGCGAUCCUCAAGCCAAAGAAGGUACAACCGAUACCGCCAAUCCCACCUAUUGUCGCUUCGGAUGCUGCAUGCCAUGCCCCGCUCAAGAUUUGUUUUUUAACGAAGGAUGGACGUCGCACGGUUUCUUGGCCACCAACAUUGUUCGAUUCAUAUCAGCUGUUGCAUCGUUUGUUAUUCUGAUCAGUUACUUGGUGCUACCCGACAAGAGAAGACAUCCUUCGCUUUUAAUUUUGAACUUGUCAUUGGCCAUCUUUCUGUUCAGUAUGGUGGUCUUUUUCUCAAUCGGCGAUACGAAACGGUUACAGUGUGCUGAUGCUAUCAACCCUAGCGACCAAAAUAACAAUUUAUUGUGUGCAGCUCAAGGCGCCAUCUUGUGCUUUGCUUCAUUGGCCACCGUUCUGUGGUGUGCAGCAUUGAUUGUCAACUUGCACGUCCACACCGUGUGGAACUCGAACUUUUUUACCAACAAGUACAUUUACUUGCAAGUAUUCUGCUGGGGUGUCCCCACCGUGUUCAUGGGCGUCGUGCUAGGCCUGCAUCAAGUCAAGUUUGAGUUUGCCAAUCUGUGUCUGGUGUCGGUCGAGUAUAUCUUUGACUUGUUCUUUUAUCCCAUGGCCGCCAUUGUGUGUCCGGCAUUCUUGUUGCAUAUCGUCACUUUCCUCUACAUUGCCAAGGUGGCAAUGAGAGAGAGUCAGGAAUCCGAACUGUCGCAAUCCAUAUCGGCCACCUCGUUGUCUAACCGUAAUCAAAUGGCCGCGCGCAAGCACAAGCAUGUCAUUACAGCUGUCAAAAUCCAGUGGCGUGCUUUAUUGCUUGCCAUUGUGGCGCUUAUUACUGUGUUAUUCUACUGGAUCUUUUACUUUACUCAAAUCCAUCGCAUGUCCAGUCUUACCACAGACGAAGAUACCAUCCUUGCAUGGCUUGAGUGUAUGUUAAAUCCAGACAACACGCAGGAUGGAUGCACGAGUGUGGUCGGGAACCAUAUGCCGCCCUUUGGUUUGAUGAUCACGGCCGAAGCGCUGGUCAGCUUGAUUGGUCUGUGGGUAUUCUUGAUCUUUGGAAAACGAUCCCUUUGGCGAGAAUGGAAUGAUUUGAUCUAUGAUAUUCGUUUGUCACUUGGCGCUCGUGGUCGUCAUGAAAAGAAUGGUGAGCAAUUCUUUGCUCUCUGACGAUGAGAAAAAAACCAAUUUAUUAUAAAAGCACCUUUAAAAAAGCCUUCUUUUUUUACAACACCCCAUCUUUCCCCAAUCCGGGUAUUACUAUCUUUUGCCAGCAUACUUUCUUAUCCCACAGACAUUAAUUCUUUUACCAAAGGCAUCUCUGAAAACGAGUCAGACUGUAUUUAAGUAUCUUUUAUAUAUAUCACCAACAUUAAAAAAACCUAGCAUUUUCUAUACUACAUAAAAUCAGCAAG
Messenger RNA from Zychaea mexicana, 1905 nucleotides. RefSeq lists its product as uncharacterized. The transcript has 8 exons. NCBI's taxonomy places the organism in Eukaryota, Fungi, Mucoromycota, Mucoromycetes, Mucorales, Lichtheimiaceae. The record is from RefSeq and is a predicted model, not a curated record. Gene Ontology annotation, biological process: G protein-coupled receptor signaling pathway; cell surface receptor signaling pathway. Gene Ontology annotation, molecular function: G protein-coupled receptor activity. Gene Ontology annotation, cellular component: membrane. Bases 251 to 1660 code for a protein of 469 amino acids.